Molecule: messenger RNA, 5076 nt
Organism: Pteropus alecto (black flying fox)
Lineage: Eukaryota; Metazoa; Chordata; Mammalia; Chiroptera; Pteropodidae
Gene: DSC2
Product: desmocollin 2
Exons: 16
Coding region: 466-3180 (904 amino acids)
Biological process (GO): homophilic cell-cell adhesion
Cellular component (GO): desmosome; plasma membrane
Molecular function (GO): calcium ion binding
Source: RefSeq, a predicted model, not a curated record
GCCCGCGCGCUCUGGGAGUCUUUGUAGAGUCAGGGUUUCUGCUGGGCAGGGCCAGCUGCAAAUCCUCCAGGCGGACACCGGGGCGGGGGACAGAUGGGGCAUAUAGGUGGCGUCCGCUGGUGAGAAACACCUAGCUCAGGCAAAAGGGUGGCGACGAGAGGGAGUUUCCACCUGUUGCGCUCUUAAAGAAAUGAAGACUUAAGAAAAUACUAAGGAGGGGCAGAUUGGUGUCUUUCGGACGCGCCUGGAGCCCCACCCUCCUCCAGAGGAAAAGCCCCUUGAGUGAGAGGCAGAAGCUUCAGAGAAAUCGAGAAGAGCGACUCUCUCCGCGCUCCACCUGCUCCGCCUCGCACUUCUGCGGAGCAGCCAACCCAGCCAGCGCCGGGGCCGUGGCCCUUCGCCCCUCCGAGCCCUUCUACUCCGGCCUCCGGGUGCCUGGGCGGGCGACCUGUCGCGAGUCCUCCUAUGGCGGCGGCCCCAGCCACACGUUGCUGGAGCGGAGCCCUCUGCUGGCAGCUCCUGCUGACCCUCACGAUUUUAACAUUUGCCUGUGAUGCCUGCAAAAAAGUGACAUUGCGUAUUCCCUCAAAACUAGAUGCUAAGACAUUUGUUGGUAGAGUUAACCUGAAGGAGUGCUUUAAAUCUGCAAAUCUAAUUCAUUCAAGUGAUCCCAAUUUCCAAAUUUUAGAAGAUGGUUCAGUCUAUACAACAAAUGCUAUUUUGUCCUCAGAGAAGAGAAAUUUUACCAUAACACUUUCCGACACUGAGAACCUGGAAGAGAAGAAAAUACUUGUCCUUUUAGAGCAUCAAAUAAAGGUACCAAAGCAAAAUCAUUCUAAAGAAAAAGUUCUAAGACGUGCCAAGAGAAGAUGGGCUCCGAUUCCUUGUUCAAUGAUGGAGAAUUCCUUGGGUCCUUUUCCACUUUUUCUUCAACAGGUUCAAUCUGAUACAGCACAAAAUUAUACUAUAUACUAUUCUAUAAGAGGGCCUGGAGUUGACCGAGAACCCAUGAAUUUAUUUUAUGUAGAGAGAGAUACUGGAAACCUGUACUGUACUCGAGCUGUAGAUCGUGAGCAGUAUGACUCUUUUGAGAUAAUUGCCUUUGCAACAACUCCAGAUGGAUAUACUCCAGAACUACCACUGCCCCUAUUAAUCAAAAUUGAGGAUGAAAAUGAUAACUACCCAAUUUUUACAGAAGAAACUUAUAUUUUUACAGUUGGCGAAAAUUGCAGAGUUGGUUCUACCGUGGGACAGGUAUGUGCAACUGACAAAGAUGAACCUGACACGUUGCACACGCGCCUAAAGUACUCCAUCCUUGAGCAGUUGCCAGCAUCGCCCACCCUGUUUUCUAUGCAUCCAACUACAGGCGUGAUCACCACAACAUCAUCUCAGCUAGACAGAGAGUUAAUUGACAAAUACAGGUUGAAAAUAAAAGUACAAGACAUGAAUGGUCAAUAUUUUGGUUUGCAGACGACUGCAUCUUGUAUCAUUCAUAUUGAAGAUGUGAAUGACCACUUGCCAACAUUUACCCGUACUUCUUAUGUGACAUCAGUGGAAGAAAAUAAAGUUGAUGUGGAAAUUUUACGUGUUAGUGUUGAGGAUAAGGAUUUAAUUAAUACUGCUAAUUGGAGAGCUAAUUAUACCAUUUUAAAGGGCAAUGAAAAUGGAAAUUUUAAAAUUGUAACAGAUCCCAGAACAAAUGAAGGAGUUCUGUGUGUCAUUAAGCCACUGAAUUAUGAAGAAAGACAACAGGUGACCCUGCAAAUUGGUGUAGUUAAUGAAGCUCCAUAUUCUAAAGAGGCUGGUUCGAGAUCAACUAUGAGCAUGGCAACAGUUACUGUUAAUGUAAAAGAUCAGGACGAGGGCCCAGAGUGUAACCCUCCAGUACAAACUGUUCAAAUUAAAGAAAAUGUGCCAGCGAAUACAAGGAGCAAUGGAUAUAAAGCAUAUGACCCAGAAACAAGAAGUAGCAGUGGCAUAAGGUAUAAGAAAGUAAAUGAUCCAAAAGGUUGGAUCACUGUUGAUGAAAACACAGGAUCUAUCACAACUUUCAGAAGCUUAGAUAGAGAAGCAGAGACCAUCACAAAUGGUACAUAUGAUGUUAUAAUCCUUGCAUCAGACAAAGAUGGAAGAUCAUGUACUGGAACGCUGAGAAUUAAACUUGAAGACGUGAAUGAUAAUGGCCCAUUAAUACCUAAACGGACAGUGAUAAUCUGCAAAACUGUAAUGUCCUCUGCAGAGAUUGUUGCUUUCGAUCCUGAUGACAGUGUAAAUGGCCCACCCUUUGACUUCAGUUUGGAGAGUGAUUCUAAUUCAGACAUACGGAGAAUGUGGACACUGAGAAAAAUUAACAGUACAGCAGCACAACUUUUCUAUCAAAAUGACCCUCCUUUUGGAGAAUAUACAGUACCUGUCAGAGUUACAGAUAGACAUGGCGUGUCACAUCUCACUCCAUUGAAUGUCAUAGUAUGCAACUGUGUUACCGAAAAUGACUGCACAUCUCGCAUAGAUCCAAGGUCUGGCGACGGAGAAGUAAAACUUGGAAAGUGGGCCAUCCUUGCAAUAUUGUUGGGCAUAGCCUUGCUAUUUUGUGUUUUAUUUACCUUAGUUUGUGGGGCAACUGGAGCAGCCAAAAAACCACAAGUAUUUCCUGAUGAUUUAGCCCAGCAGAACCUCAUUGUGUCAAACACUGAAGCUCCUGGAGAUGACAAAGUGUGUUCCACGAAUGGCUUCACAAUUCAUACUGUGGACAGUUCUGGUCAGGGAGUGAAAAAUGGAGGGCAGGAGACCAUUGAAAUGGUGAAAGGAAGACACCAGACCUUGGAAUCGUGCCAGGGGGCUGGUCAUCAUCACACUCUGGAAUCAUAUAAAGGAGGCGGACAGCACACCCUGGACCCCUGCAGGGGAGGACUCGUGGAGGUGGACAACUGCAAAUACACUUACUCUGAGUGGCAUAAUUUCACUCAGCCCCAUCUCGGUGAAAAGGUACAGCUGUGUAAUCAGGAUGACAAUCAUAAGCAUGCCCAAGACUAUGUCCUUACAUACAACUAUGAAGGAAAGGGAUCAGUGGCUGGUUCUGUAGGCUGUUGCAGUGAACGACAAGAAGAGGAUGGGCUUGAAUUUUUGGAUCAUUUGGAACCCAAAUUUAAGACACUAGCAGAAACAUGCAUAAAGAGAUGAAUGCCUUCUUAAAAUCCUACAAGUGUCAGUGGCUUUAUCACCUUUUUUUUUUUAAUUAAAAGCUAAGUUUUUGAAAAAGAAGAUACUAUGUUUGGGACUUUUUUCCCUUUAUUUUGAUGUGCAUUAUUGUUUACAUUUGGGUAUAAUAACAACAGCCAAUUUAUAGUGCAAUAAAAUAUAAUUAAUUCAAGUCUAUAUCAUGGACUACUUAAAGUAUAACCUGAUAGAAAAUUGUAGAGACUUUGCUUUAAUGUGAUCUCUGAUUACCUAGUUAAUUAAUUGUGUGGUGCUUGAAGACUGUUCUCCUAAACAUUCUAAAGUAUAUAUACUAUAUUCAAAUAUUGUUUUAUUCUUGUAACGUGAUCAUUCUUCAUAAGGAGAUUUCCAACUAGGCACUGACUUAUUUUGGUAGAGUUUGGUUCCUAGGUUGUAUUCUAUAUGAAAUCCUGCACUGAAUCUAUCUUUCCUGUUACCCACGUUGUCGAAUUUAAGUUUAAAAGUGCUUUAAGAAUGUAUUUUCACUAUUGCAAGGUUUUGGGUCUUUCUCUCCCACCCUCCCUCACUCCCUCCCUCAUUCUCUCCCUCCAGGACCCAUCUCUUUCUUUCUCUCCUUCUCCCUUCCCCUUUCCCUUCUCCAUCUCCCUCUCUCUUUCCCGCUAUCUCUCUCUUUCUCUCCUCUUUGUUUUUUAAAAUUUUUACUUGGGUUGAAGAAUUUAAAUAUUUUAAAAACCAUCUCUCUUUUAUCCUCUUAUAAAGUGAAUUAUUCCAUUUCUAUUUUAUAUGAGGGCAUGUAUUCUUGGUUUUUCUUAAAAUCAAUGUAAAGUCAACUUUCUUAUUUCAAAUAUCUUGGUGAUUGCUUCAUUAUCUCUUCAACAAAGAACCUUUAAUUUUGCCUUUGAAACUAGAAAUGUGUCAUAUUUUUAUUAGAUGCAACUUUCUAUGUUAACAAAAAGAAUAGUGUAAUGGAAAUUGUGAUGUGGCUAUUUCGUAUACAAUAGAAUUUUUACAGCUCAUGUCUUUAAUGUAAGGAUACUGUUUAUAAAUAAAAAGUAGUGAUGGUUUUUAAAAUAAACUUUGAAAUACAGGGAUUGUGAAAGCUCUAGGAACAAUUAUUUUAUAACUUUUUAGAUGACAUUUCUGGCCAUACCUAUAUGUUUGUAAAGUUAUUUUUUAGUAUUUUAAAAUUAAAAAUUUUUAAUGAAUGUAGAGCAAACUAUUUAAAUUUUGAAAGACUAAGACAAAAUUAAACUUAAUAGUCAACCAAAUUCCAGGCUAGGUUUCACGGCUGAUUUCAGUCAGUGAUUUUCUAUAUGUGCUAACCAUUUGGACAUUUUAAAUGUAUUUCUAAUAUUUAAGCUUAUUAGUGAUAUACCUAUCUUGAAUUCACAAGGUUAGCUUAUAACAUUUUUUAAAGAUUGAUAUUGGGUAAUUAUUCAAUAAUCAGAUUAUCUUUUUAAUAGUUUUAUUACUGCUCAGUCAAAUAUGCUACUUCUCAAAGUUAUUUUUAAUAAAUUAUGUUCAAAAUUCUUGUAUAUUACUAGUUAUGAUAAAGUAAAUUGAGUAGUUUUUAAAAAUUAGUAUGAGUUCAUUAAUCAUGUGUCUGAUAUGAGCUUAUGGGAUUUUAUUUUCUUACUUAGAGAAAUGAGUCUCUUUGGAAUCCUGUGCUACAUUUUUUAGAAUGUUAAAGUUUGAUUUAGAGAGAUCAUUGGUCCAUUGUUAUCACCACAUUUAUAUAAUUUUCUAUUCUAAAAAUUGUAAUGCUAUGAGAUAUUGGUUAAGUUGAAUAAUUUCUCUGUGUCUGCUUUUUUUCCCAUCCUAAAGUGGGGGAUAAUAAUAGAGAACUCUUUUCCUGGGGUGACUAUAAGACAUUUGAAUAAAAAAUGGGUUUUAAACAUG